Messenger RNA from Vombatus ursinus (common wombat), 925 nucleotides. It is a transcript of the gene RHOQ, whose product is annotated as ras homolog family member Q. NCBI's taxonomy places the organism in Eukaryota, Metazoa, Chordata, Mammalia, Diprotodontia, Vombatidae. Gene Ontology annotation, biological process: small GTPase-mediated signal transduction; cortical actin cytoskeleton organization. The transcript has 5 exons. The record is from RefSeq and is a predicted model, not a curated record. Gene Ontology annotation, molecular function: GTPase activity; GTP binding. Bases 7 to 624 code for a protein of 205 amino acids.
CGCAGCAUGGCUCACGGGCCCGGCGCGCUGAUGCUGAAGUGCGUGGUGGUCGGCGACGGGGCGGUGGGCAAGACGUGCCUGCUCAUGAGCUACGCCAACGACGCCUUCCCCGAGGAGUACGUCCCCACUGUCUUUGACCAUUAUGCAGUCAGCGUGACCGUGGGUGGGAAGCAGUAUCUCUUGGGACUGUACGACACUGCUGGUCAGGAAGACUAUGAUCGCCUGAGACCUUUAUCUUAUCCUAUGACUGACGUCUUCCUUAUAUGUUUUUCUGUCGUAAACCCAGCCUCCUUUCAAAAUGUGAAGGAGGAGUGGGUACCAGAAUUAAAGGAAUAUGCACCGAAUGUACCCUUCUUAUUAAUUGGAACUCAGAUUGAUCUUCGAGAUGACCCCAAAACUUUAGCAAGGCUGAAUGAUAUGAAAGAAAAACCUAUAUGUGUGGAACAAGGACAAAAACUAGCAAAAGAGAUAGGAGCAUGCUGCUAUGUGGAGUGCUCAGCUUUAACACAGAAGGGCCUGAAGACGGUUUUUGAUGAAGCUAUCAUAGCCAUUUUAACUCCAAAGAAACACACAGUGAAAAAAAGAAUAGGAUCAAGAUGCAUAAACUGUUGUUUAAUCACGUGAGACAGGUCUGCACUGUCCAGGAAUACUAUGUAUUUCUCUCCCACUAUAGGAAGCGGUACAGAUAAACCUCUUGCAGGUAAAGUUUAGAAGCUGAGGUCAAGAAAGUAAACUUCAGAAAUCUGCGAAGUUCAUUAAGAAUAGCCAACCACAGGCCAGGAAGCAGCCAACAGCAUCAUCUGAAGCCACAAUCUAUUACAAAUACUUUAUUUCAGCUAGAAGGUACAAUCUCUCAGGGGUUUCAUAGUUUAAAAAGCUACAACCACACCAUGUUGCAACUGCAUAAAAAAUGCUGUAAAUGGAA